Messenger RNA from Aspergillus brunneoviolaceus CBS 621.78, 629 nucleotides. RefSeq lists its product as uncharacterized. The coding region runs from base 6 to 521 and encodes 171 amino acids. The transcript has a single exon. The record is from RefSeq and is a predicted model, not a curated record. NCBI's taxonomy places the organism in Eukaryota, Fungi, Ascomycota, Eurotiomycetes, Eurotiales, Aspergillaceae.
AUCAGAUGCUUGGCGCUCGUAAUGGGAACGCCUCCAAAUGCCAAUCCCUCAGCCUUACGUCGCGACGAUCGCCUUUUUGUCCCGUGUUUUGUCCCGUCUCUUUUCUGCCAUCUUCCUUCCACCUCUCGUACUUUGAUACUUCUGCUAAACUUCUCUACUUUCGAGAUACUACUACUUAUACACUGCACAGCUCGUUCCCCAUCCAGUGCGCGAAGAUGAGUGCAGAGACCACGAUUGCAGUUCCCCCGCCGCCCGACCAGCCGGACCCCACCGACCGUGACGUCACCGAUAAGGAGCAACACGCCGCCCAAACAAUCCAGGUUCGAUCAAACUUCAAUUUUCUCGGAACUUUGUCUGCGUCGCUGACCUACUUCUCUACUCAAGAGAGUAUACCGGGGCUAUCGUACGCGGAGAGAGUUACGCGGGCUCGGACUCUCGCAGCACUCACAGAACACAUCGCGACUGAUCGAGGUAAAAUCCCCCCGACCGCAUUCCCCGCCUCUUAUCCCCCUCGUCGCUGACCCAACCAUCCUCAAAAGGCCGUCAAAGAAGCCGAAUGGCGUCAGAUACACCGACCGUCCGCGCCCGAGGACACCAGCGAUCUCGACAGCGCCGCCCAUGCGCGUAAG